UGACUUUUCAACGUUACGUUUUCGUGAACGUUCGUGGACGUAGUACUUUAAAGAUGUUUAAAUAAUUCGCAGUUUUCUCUAAAUCGAUUAAUGAAACGUAGUCGUGGGUCGAUGUAAAUAGUUUAAGCGGAUAUUUAUUUAUAGUUUAGAUGUAUUAAUUAUAGUCCGAGUGUUGUGAUUACGGAAAAAAUGGCAGAGGAGGGAAAGAAGAUAUCGUUUGGUUUCGCAAAAUCACUUAAGAAACCUAUUUUAAAGACUACUUUGGUGUCACAGCAACCAAAGAAGAUCGAUUAUAUCGAGUGUCUCGAUGAGAAGAAUAUUAAAGUUAUAGGCGAAGAAGAGAAAAAGGAAGAACCUCUUGUUAUUCCUCUGUUGGGUUCAAAGACCUGGCAUGAUAGGAUUGUUAAUAAAAUCGAUGCUGAUAUUUUCGAACCCAAGGUAAUAAAGGAGGAAAUAGAAGAUGUUAAACAGGAAGGAAAACCAGAGUUGACAAAUGGAAACACAUUGCCAAAAGAUAAUUUGAUAAUAAAGCAAGAACCAGGAGAAGAUAGUGAAAGUAAAACUGCUACUUUAGAAGAACAAGCAGCUAAAGAAAUUAUUGAAGAUCUUAAGUCUAAUGAAAAACAACAAACUGAAACAAACUCGUUAACUUUACCAGUGGUAGAGGAUCAAUCACUGAGAGGCACAGAACAGUCUUCAUUAGAAGAUUAUGAAAAAAUUCCUGUUGAUGCUUUUGGAGUAGCAAUGCUGCGAGGAAUGGGAUGGCAACCUGGAAAAGGCAUCGGUAAAAAUGAGAAGAUUGUGUCAGCUGUUAUACCAGAAUUACGUCCAAAAGGCAUGGGUCUCGGAGCAGACAAACUAACAUUACAGAAAAAAAGUUCAGAUUCUAAAAAACAAGAGGAAGAACUUAAAAUUGAAAAAGGAACCUUUGUGAAAAUUAUAGCUGGAAAACAAAGCAACAAUUAUGGUCAGAUAGAGGGAUUCGACGAUGAUGCAGGAAGACUUAUAAUAAAACUAGCUCUUGGGGGAAAUAUUAUAUCCGUCAAUGAAUUCAUGGUGCAACCAGUAACUAAGUCCGAGUAUUCGAAAAAUGCAAAAGUUCUAAAUGCAAAGAAGUAUGAAGAGUACAAAGACAAAGAAACCAAGGAUAUCAAGCAUAAAACAGUUAAGAAAAGAGCAUCAACUUCUCCUGAACAAUCUGAAAGUAGCGAAGAUGACAACAAAAGUACUGCUGAUGAAAAAAAAAAGAAAGGUACUAGGCAUAAAAGGGAGAAACAUAGCAAAAUAGACGAAAAAAAAUCGAAAAGUAGGAAAAGACACUCAGACUCUGAGAGCAAUGACGAUAGCACUAGUGAUCAUGGGAAAAAAAGGAGGAAAGAGAGGAGCAGAUCUGGUAGCAGCGACUCCUACGAAUUAAAAAAGGCGAAAAAAUCAAAAAAAUCGAAGAAGCACAAGAAACGUGACAAUUCCUCGGAAAGGUCUAGUAAGAAGCAUAAGAAAAAGGAUAAAGAAAGGGAAAAAACGAGGGACAGAAAAUCAAGAGAUUCUAUGGACAAACGAAAACAUAAAAAACGAAGAAGAUCAAAAUCUCGAUCUUCCAGUAGACGAUAACACUUUUCAGAGAAGCUCUGGUGUUUUACUUUCGUGACAAAUUGUACAAUUUUGUUUAUACGCAUUUUAUAAUAAAAACUUAUUUUUACAAAUGUA
Messenger RNA from Hylaeus volcanicus, 1707 nucleotides. RefSeq names its product G-patch domain and KOW motifs-containing protein. Gene Ontology annotation, cellular component: spliceosomal complex. The transcript is spliced from 5 exons. Gene Ontology annotation, biological process: mRNA splicing, via spliceosome. The record is from RefSeq and is a predicted model, not a curated record. The coding region runs from base 190 to 1611 and encodes 473 amino acids. Lineage: Eukaryota; Metazoa; Arthropoda; Insecta; Hymenoptera; Colletidae. Gene Ontology annotation, molecular function: nucleic acid binding.